AGGGAUUUGAUCGCUUUCUCCCCAUUUCUUUUAUCAAACAAUGGCUACUCGUAGCCUGGGCAACAGCAUCGCGGCAGACGACGCCAUCGAUCUGGAAGCUAUGCGGAAGGAGGACUCGUCUUGGCACCCUUGCCACGUCUCUCUGAGCCUGGGCAACAGCAUUGCAGCAGACAACGCCAUCGAGCUGGAAGCUAUGCGCAAGGAGGACUUGUCUUGGCAUCCUUGCCGCAUCUCUCUGAGUUCAAGUGGAGUUGGUCUUGUUGUGGACUGUGGGAGCACUGACUUAGAAGAUGUUGUUAUCAAAGAAGAAGAAGAAAUGCUUGCACGUUUGCGCGUUCGUUCUGUCCCUCUCCAUGGUGAUGAUUGCAUUCUUGUCCAGGAAGGUGAACAUGUGCUUGCCACCCCAAAGUUGCGACCUAAGAGCCUCUUCUUUGAUGCUGCGGUGGAAAAGGUGCUCAGGGUAAGGCACUCAAAGAAGGUCUAUUGUAGAUGUACUUUCACAAUCAGGUGGCUUCACCAAGACCUUAAAGGAGAAAGUUUAACUGUCCCCUCUGGUUCAAUCAUGAAAUUGGCUACAAGAAGCAUCUAUGUGCACCCAACUAUUUCUGCUUUCUUUAGUUCUCUGAAAAGCUUGAGUUUCUCUAGUCCAUCUCCUCCAUCAGUGGUAGAAGACAUGGAUAAUGAAAUGGAUCUUCAUGAAUUGCUAGAGAAACAAAUAGAGGAGAUCAGUAAUUCAGCUGACAUUACCAAGAAGAGAAUUCCAGGGAACACUCUGGUGGGAAUUGAAGUUGAUAACAAUGGACAAGUACAACGCAGAGUUGUUUCUGGAUUGAGAGUAAGCAAGCCCCUUGCUCCAGUUCUUCUGGACCAGAAUCACAUGAAGAGGACUACUAGGAGCGCAAGAAAACUGCAAAUGGAGAUUGAAGCCAAUGACCCACCACCUACUGCACUCAUUCAGGGGGAAUUGUCAGAAAGCAGGUCUCCACUAAAUCCUCUUGCCGCCCGUGCUGCUUUGGCUUCAUUAGUGUCACAAAUGCCUAAAAGUCUUGAGACUUCAAACUAUGAGGAGAAUUUGGACUCCUCAGAUGAUAUUACCUGCAAGCAUGAUGUUUUGCAAUCACUCAAAGGGACUAAAACCUGCAGUUCCCCUAUCGGGUGCUGUUUGUCUGGAAGCGAUAAGUUCUCUCUGGAAACAGCAGCUACUACAGUUGUAUUUGAUCCAGACCAUCAUAAAGAUGUAAAACCACUCCACCCAACUAAUGGUUCUACCGAACAGCCCGUUCUCAUGGAUGCAUAUAGCAGAAUACCAAUUAACAGGAGGGAAAUUAAAACCAAUGGGGCAGAAAUCCCUGAUUCAAGUAUUUCGUGUUCAGCAGCCAAAAGGAAGUUAAGCCUGCCCCUUAAAACAACUAGACUAACUCGUUCUCAAACAGAGAGAGGUGCUGCAAGUGGAGAUGACACUAUUGAACAGAAAACUUGUUUGGAAGAGAAACCAAUGUCUGCAGCCAAUACCAGAAGAUUUACUCGUUCAGCAAUUCGUAAAGGUGGAGAACCUCAACCUAUCAAAGGUGUACAGGCAAUGGAAGAGGAUGUAUCAGGCCAAGUUGUUGGAAAUGGUGAUAGUUGUAAAAGACCAAAGAGGAAGUGCACCUCAAAGUAACAGGAUUUGCUAUCUUCUCAACUUUGGGGUCUCCCUCGUAGUCACUCACAGAACAUGUCACAGACCAGCGAGGAAUUGGUACGAUUACUAAUUUUCUUUUGGUUUUGAUGCUGUCUUUCUUUGCGUUCCCUCAAGUAUGAAAGGAAAAUCAAGAUCAAAAGAAGUGGCCCCCUGGCCAGAGUUUGUAGAAAGUCAUGCACUCUGUACUUGUAAGAUCGUGGACAAUGUCUCAAGCACAAUACGGAUGAAUAUAUAUGGAUCAAAAGUUAAUGAAACCUUCUUUCGCACUGCA
Diospyros lotus (date-plum) is the source of this 1952-nucleotide messenger RNA. RefSeq lists its product as uncharacterized. The transcript has 6 exons. The record is from RefSeq and is a predicted model, not a curated record. Lineage: Eukaryota; Viridiplantae; Streptophyta; Magnoliopsida; Ericales; Ebenaceae. Gene Ontology annotation, molecular function: chromatin binding. Bases 41 to 1660 code for a protein of 539 amino acids.